GAGAGAGAGAGAGAGAGAGAGGAGAGGGAGGUGGGUCUUCGUUCCCGUGCCCCCCCAUAAGAGCCAAGCCGCCGCGGUGGAGGCUUUAGCCAACACACACGAGCCCAGGCGAUAGCGAGCGCCGGGGAGGAACCAAUCCCCAAGGACUUGCGGGGCCCGCGCGGGGGUGGGAGAGGGAGCCUUUCGCCGCCGCGGAUCUCUCCCGAUCUGAGGCGCCGCGCGCCAAUUCCCCGCAGGGUUUUGGGCCGCCGGCGACGGAGAUGAGCGUGGAGAGCCCGGGGGGAGCCGCGGGGAGCUAGGGUUCUAUCUCGCGCGCUACGACGUGGGGCUCGGCGGCACGGACGACGACGCGCCCCGGCAGCUUCCUAAGCUUUCCAUGGGAGAUGGGGGAGUCGCGUGCGCCGUCCGCGCAGUGGAGGGCUUCCGUGCCGGCGCCCUCGUGAGCAGAGGAGGAGGAGAAGCGAUGCCUGACAAGGGGGAGAGGGGGCACGGCCACCACCAACACCGGCAGCACCUGCACCGGAAGAACCAGCAGUUGGCGCCGCCUGCCGAGCUGGAGGAGGGGGAGCUGCUCAAUGGGGAGGUGGGGAGCAACGGGGUGCCAGAGAGGAGCAUGCCGCCCAAGAAGUGGAGGAAGGUGCUGGUGGCCUCGACGACCGUGGAGGUGGAGCCUGGGGAGAUUGUGGGCGCACAGCAAGCGGUGCAGUCGAGGAAAGCGAGAAGGAACGGGGAGCUUGAGAAAGGUGAGUUGGCGCCGGAGAGGCAGAGGAAGGACAAGUCUUCUGGGAAGAGCGGGAGGAAGUCGGGUAAGGAUGAGGUGGAGCCAGGGGAAAUUACUCCGCUGGAGAAAAAGCGGGAUGGUAAGUCCCAUCGGGGUGAUGAUCAUAGCAGGAGGCGGAGUUCGUCUGCCCAGAAAGGCUCCUUUCGGGAUUCUGACGAAGAGCCCGGUGAAAUUAAGCCAGAGAGCAGCAGCAGUGGCAGUGUCAGGAAGAGCCGUCCAUCAGAGCUCCAGAGCAUUAAUCACAAGCACCAAGCUGAUGCGUCUGACCAAUCAGGGUUAAAAAGUCGCAAGAAGGGAGAAGGGAAAAGUUCGUCUGCUGGGAGGCAUUUAUCUGGAAGAAAUCGUGAGGUCUCGCCACCAAUAUGGGAUCGGCAUGAUAGGCGCGAGAGGAGCCCAGGCAUCUUAGGCCGCUUUCCUCAUGAUCGAAUUCGUUAUGACAGGUACGACAGGAGUCCGAGCUGCAUGGAGCGCUCCCCACGGGAGCGUCCUCGCCACUACGAUAGCAGAGACCGCAGCCCAUACAUUUCACCUCGACAUAGAGCUCGCCAGUCCCAUUACAGGGACAGCACACCAAGUCGUGUUGAUAAUUCCCCUCGUGGGAGGGCCCAGCAUGAGGAUUUCAGAGACCGUAGUCCACUUCGUCAUGACAGAUCACCGUCUGAACGUUGUCGGGCUACUGACAGCCAUGAAACAAGCAAGAAGAGCAGAAGUGCUAAGCUUGAUACCAACAAUCCAGAAAAGCCACAGCACAAAAGUAAAUCAACGAAGCAAUCUUCAAAGAUCAAGAGUGGUAGUAAUGGGAAGGGUGAGGAGAAAAUCUCCAAGGAAAAGGUAACUGAGAGCACUCAGUACACUGAGCUGCCGCCACCACCCCCACUACCACCACCGCCGCCUCCUCCUCCGCCUCCACCUCUACCACCUGUCGUGCCGCCUCCCCUUCCCCCACCACCAGAACCUGAGCUGAAUGGAGUUCUUGCAGAAGAUGCCUCUAUGGAAGAAGACAUGGAUAUCUGCGACACCCCACCUCACACUGGUGCAGCACCUGAACCCACCGAACCCACUUGUGACAUGGGGAGGUGGUUUUACCUUGACCAGUUUGGUAUUGAGCAAGGACCUUCCAAGCUUGCUGACUUGAAGAAACUGGUGGAAGAUGGAUAUCUUCUUUCUGAUCACCUAAUAAAACAUGCUGACAGCAACCGAUGGGUGACCGUUGAGAAUGCAGCUUCACCGCUGGUUCCAUCUGAUAUCCCCUCUGUGUAUUCGGAUGCUUCAACACAGCUGGUUAGCCCGUCAGAAGCCCCAGGAAAUUUGCUCGAUGAAACUCCAGAGGAGGCAUCUAACUUGGCAUCAGGUGCUGCGGAUGAACCAAUGGAGGAAGCUUAUGCAGAACAUAAGGAAGAUUUCUACAUUGAUGAUAGGGUUGAAGCACUGAUGGAUGGAUCAAUUUUGGUGCAUGGCCAGGAGCUUGAGAUACUUGGAGAGGUUUUAAAUGCAGAUUUUAAGCCUGCUGACUGGGAAAGAUGGAGUCACCCUGAAGAUUUUCCUAGAUUCCAAGUGCAUCCUGAAGGAGAUGAUAGAAUCAACAGAGGCACGGAAUUCUUAGACAACAGGCCCACAGAUACUUAUGGCCUUGGUUUUGUUGAGAGGAACUGCUUUCACCAUCAUGUUGAAUCUUGUGAAUGGUUUUCUGGGAGAUGGUCUUGCAAAGGUGGUGACUGGAAGAGAAACGACGAAUCGAGCCAAGAUAAGCCGUACAGGAAAAAGCUUGUUCUGAAUGAAGGUUAUCCACUUUGUCAAAUGCCAAAAGGUAGCCAUGAGGAUCCUCGUCCACACUGCAAGGAUGAAAUUUACUACCCUGUACAUGCUAAAAAGCUUGAUCUACCAUUAUGGACAUUCUCAUCAACAGAAGAGAAUACUGACAGUGUUAAUGAUGCCAGUAAAAAUGGUGUUAUGCCUGGGAGGCCAGUUCAGAUCAGACAGCCUCCUAGGGGAGUGAAGGGUACGAUGCUUCCAGUGGUUAGGAUAAACGCUCGCGUUGUUAAGGACCAAGCAUCCGCUGAACCCCGUACAAAACCCAGAGGAGCUGAUCGAUCAGUUUCUAGAUCUUCACGCUCCCAUUCAAUUGGGACUGAUAGGACUUCUGUCCAUGAAGGUUUGUCGCAUUCCAAGAAGCAUCAUGAACAUGAUUCGCAAGGUCUGCACAAGUCCAAGUCUGUUCCAAACAUUCCAAAGGACCAUGUAUGCACUACUGAAGAACUGUCAGUCAAUCGGGGUGACUGGUACUACCUGGAUGGCACUGGGCAUGAGCACGGUCCAUUUUCUUACCCUGAAUUGCAAGAGUUAGUUAAAAAGGGCACUAUCAUUGAACAGAGCAGUGUAUUCCGUAAGAUUGAUAACACAUGGUUUCCGGUUCUUAUGGAUUUAAAACCUGACUGCACUGUUCGUAGUGACACAGCACGAAGCUCUAAUUCUUCCUCAGCUCUUAUGCACUCAGACCAAUACAAUGUUGGUGUGAACCAUGGAUCUGGUAGCUUCCAUGAAUUGCACCCCCAGUUCGUGGGUUAUACGCGUGGCAAGCUACAUGAGCUAGUCAUGAAAUAUUUCAAGAGCAGGGAACUUACUUUAGCUAUAAAUGAGGUCUUGGAUCCAUGGAUUUCAGCAAAGCAGCCCAAAAAAGAAAUUGAAACAUAUUUUUCUCACAAUUCAGCAUAUAGGAAUUUCCUGCCAGAAGAUGGUGGGUCUGCAAAAAGGGCAAAAUUGUUGCCUGAUCAAAAUGAUGAGGAUAUUCAUAUGUUAGAUGACAUUUUUGCCAGUCAGAAGGAGGACAUCUGUUUUGAAGAGUUAUGCGAUGGUGCUGCUUUUGUUGAUGACAACUCUGUGGAUCCCGAAGCAGAAAAUAAAAGUUGGGGUCUACUAAAUGGUCACGUGUUAGCGAGAAUCUUCCAUUUUCUGAGGGCAGAUGUGAAAUCGCUUAUUUCUUCCGCAGCUACCUGUAGGCGCUGGAACGCUGCAGCUAAGUAUUACAGGAACAUGUGUAGAUUCAUUGAUUUGUCUUCUGUUGGUCCUCUUUGCAUUGAUUCUGUGCUUCGUGAUAUUAUGGCUGGUUAUGAGAAGCAAAAUAUUAGGACACUUAUUUUAUCCGGGUGUUUGAAUCUUAGCUCACUUGCUCUUGAGAGAGUACUUGAGCAGCUUCCACACAUAUCUUAUGUGCACAUUCAAGGUUGCAGCCAUCUAGGGGAUCUGAAAAACAGAUUUCAGCACAUAAAAUGGAUCAGGAGCUCGUUUAAUCCCGAGUCAUACCAGAAAAUGAAAAGCAUGAAGCAGAUAGGUGAUGGGAACAACUACCCAUCCAAAGUUGCAAGGAACUUGACCAAUCAGCUGGGUGGUUCUGAUGAGCUUGACGGUUAUUUUGCUGAUAUUUCAAAUAGAGAGAAUGCUAAUCUUUCAUUUGGACAAGGUUUCUAUAAACGAUCAAAACUGCUUGAUGCUAGAAAGUCCUCUGCGGUUUUGUCGAGGGAUGCACAAAUGAGGCGUUUGAUGCAGAGACAGGCGGAGAAUGGCUACAGGAAGAUGGAAGAGUUUGUCAUCAACAGGUUCAGGGAAAUCAUGAAGAGUAACAGAUUUGAUUUUUUCAUUCCAAAGGUUGCGAAAAUUGAAGGUAGGUUAAAAAAUGGGUAUUAUGCUCGCCACGGCUUUAGUUCCAUCAAGCAUGACAUCCGUUCUAUGUGCCAAGAUGCAUUGAGAUAUAAAGAUGACGGUGAUUUGGGGGAUAUAAAGCAAAUUGUUGUCUCCUUCAUCCAGCUAGCAAAGAGACUAGGGAACCUGAGGCACAUUUCUGAGAGAAAUGGAGCAGCAGCCCAGAAGGACAGCUUGGACAUUAGUCAGUACUCUUCAGACACAAAACUAAAAAAGAAACAAAAUAAAAUGAGGGGAGCAAGUUCGACUACUGCCGGAGCAGAUAAUUCAUCUCGUGCGUUUGAUCGUGAAAUCAAAAGAAGCCUAUCUAAGUUGAAGAAAAGGGAUGUUGACUCUGGUAGCGAAACCUCUGAUGAUGAUGAUGGGUACUCUGAAGGUGAUGAAACUGAGAGCGAAACUACUGUUUCUGAUACAGAGAGUGACCUUGAUGUAAAUUCUGGAGCAUGGGAUUUAAAGGGAAAUGGUCUGAAGUUAUUUGAAUCUGGUGAAUCUGUGACUGAUGAUCGUAUAUUGGGUGCCCGCAUGACAAAGGCGAGCCUUGUUCCUCCAGUCACUAGGAAGUACGAAGUUAUCGAGGAAUAUCUUAUUGUAGCAGAUGAGGAGGAAGUAAAACGAAAAAUGCGGGUUGCUUUACCUGAUGACUACUCUGAAAAGUUGCUCUCGCAAAAGAACGGCACUGAAAAUAUGGAGCUUCCGGAGGUUAAGGAUUAUCAACCUCGGAAAGUACCCGGGAAUGAGAUUCUUGAGCAAGAAGUAUACGGCAUAGAUCCAUACACACAUAAUCUACUGUGUGACAUUAUGCCUGCUGAUCUUGACUGGUCACCAGCUGAUAAGCAUAUCUUUAUUGAGGAGUUGCUUCUGAAUACCUUGAAUAAGCAAGUUAGGCAUUUCACUGGUUCGGGAAGUACCCCUAUGGUUUACCCUCUUAAACCUGUUAUUGAAGAAAUCCAAAGGUCUGCAGAGGAGAGUGGUGACCGACGAACUUUGAAGAUGUGCCUAGGAAUGCUAAAGGUCAUGAGGAACCGUCCUGAACAUAGCUGUGUCGCUUAUAGAAAGGGUCUUGGAGUUGUUUGCAACAAAAAGGGUGGAUUUGGUUUAGAUGACUUUGUUGUCGAGUUCUUUGGGGAGGUUUACCCUUCUUGGAGGUGGUAUGAAAAGCAAGAUGGUAUUAAGCAUAUACAAAACAACAGCCAAGAUCAAGCUCCUGAGUUUUACAACAUUAUGUUAGAAAGGCCAAAGGGAGAUCGUGAUGGAUAUGACUUGGUUUUUGUUGAUGCGAUGCACAAGGCCAACUAUGCGAGUAGAAUCUGCCACUCCUGCAACCCUAACUGCGAAGCAAAAGUGACAGCUGUGGAUGGUAAAUACCAGAUUGGAAUUUACACUGUUCGACCAAUUGCAGAAGGCGAGGAAAUCACUUUUGAUUACAACUCUGUAACUGAGAGUAAAGAAGAGCAUGAAGCAUCGGUCUGCCUCUGUGGGAGUCAAAUAUGCCGGGGCAGCUAUCUAAAUUUUUCUGGUGAAGGAGCCUUUGAGAAGGUGUUAAUGGAAUUCCAUGGUGUGCUUGAUCGGCAUAGCCUACUGUUACACGCUUGCGAAGAAAACUCCGUCUCUCAACAAGACUUAAUUGACUUGGGUAGAGCUGGUCUUGGUACCUGUUUGCUUGCUGGUUUGCCUGGAUGGCUUGUUGCUUACACGGCUCACCUGGUGCGGUUUAUAUACCUCGAGAGACAGAACCUUCCUGAUGAGAUCUUAAAGCACAAUGUGGAAGAGAAGCGCCAGUUCCUUAUUGAAAUAAACAUGGAUUCUGAGAAGAAUGACGCUGAGGUUCAGGCCGAGGGAGUGUUAAAUUCAAGAUUACAGAAUAUUGUACAUACACUUGACAAGGUGAGAUAUGUUAUGAGAUCCAUAUUUGGGGACCCCAAGAAUGCUCCUCCUCCUCUGGUGAGGUUGACUGGGAGAAGUCUAGUAUCUGCCAUCUGGAAAGGGGACAGCUCAAUAGUUGCUGAACUCCUUCAGUCAAUGGAACCUCAUGUUGAGGAAGAGGUACUUAGUGAGCUCAAGGCCAAAAUUUGUGCUCACGAUCCAUCAGACGCUGAAGACAUCGAGGGAGGCAUCCGUAAUUCUCUGCUAUGGUUGCGUGAUGAGUUGCGGACUCUUCCAUGCACAUACAAGUGCCGUCAUGAUGCUGCUGCAGAUUUGAUUCACUUGUAUGCUUACACAAAGUGUUUUUUCAGAGUCCGGGAUUACAAUACAGUAAAAUCUCCACCAGUUCAUAUCAGUCCGCUUGAUUUAGGUCCCAAAUAUGCUGAUAAAUUGGGACCUGGCUUCCAGGAGUACUGCAAGACAUACCCAGAAAACUACUGCUUAGCCCAACUUAUCUAUUGGUAUAGCCAGAAUGCAGAACCUGAAUCUAGAUUGACAAGAGCUAGAAAAGGUUGCAUGUCAUUGCCAGAUGUCUCCUCCUUCUAUGUGAAGUCUGUAAAGCCAACGCAAGAGCGAGUCUAUGGCAACAGAACCGUGAGAUUCAUGUUAUCGCGCAUGGAAAAACAGGCACAGAGACCAUGGCCUAAGGACAGGAUAUGGGUGUUCAAGAGCGACCCAAGAUUCUUUGGUAGUCCAAUGAUGGAUGCUGUGUUGAAUAAUUCCCCGCUCGAUAAGGAGAUGGUGCAUUGGCUCAAGACAAGACCAAACAUUUUCCUAGGCUAGUAAAGGAUCGUAGGUAGCAAUGGCAUUUGGUUUCUCACUUUGGGGAUUUUAGUCUACAGGAUUCUUUUUUCUACUUACAUCUUUGCUACCUAAUCAUGGGGAGUUAGCUUUUAGAUAGCAGGGUAACAAUCUCACCGGCCCAGUCUGUACAGUCCGCCCCUCCCUAGAUUCCUUGCAGAGAUGUAUUCGAUUAGUAACUGAUAGAUCCAUCAUUGAUUUAAUGUAGUGCCUUUUCCCCAUAGGAUCGCUCCCUCCCUUGUUUCAUGUAAAUGGAAAACAAUUGCAAUCUUGAAUUCAGUUACGCAUUAAGAUUGUAGGCAAUGUUGCAUUUCUGUGGUUCAAUCUGGCUGUUUCACUCAAUAAAAGGUUUUAGGGGCAAUCAGUGUUACAGAAUA
Messenger RNA from Phragmites australis (common reed), 7578 nucleotides. RefSeq names its product histone-lysine N-methyltransferase ATXR3-like. The record is from RefSeq and is a predicted model, not a curated record. Gene Ontology annotation, molecular function: protein binding. The coding region runs from base 377 to 7183 and encodes 2268 amino acids. NCBI's taxonomy places the organism in Eukaryota, Viridiplantae, Streptophyta, Magnoliopsida, Poales, Poaceae. The transcript has 21 exons.